AUGAUCGGGUUGAAGGGUGUCCUCAAUGUCAUUGACAACACUGGCGCCUUGACAGUCGAGUGCAUCAACGUCCUCAAAGUCAAGACAAAACUCAAGUCCACCGGUUUCGCGACUGUCGGCGACGAGAUUGUCUGUGUAGUCAAGAAAGCCCGCCCUAUCCCCACCAACGAAGUAGUCAAGAACCCCAAUGCCUCCUCCAACAUUCAGAAAAUCCGCAAAGGUGACGUCCGUCGCGCCGUCGUCGUCCGCACCAAGAAGACUCUUCAAAGACCGGACGGCUCGGUGGUCAGAUUCGAUGACUCGGCGGCGGUGCUGCUGAACAACAAGGGAGACAUGUUGGGCACGAGGAUAGUCGGAGCUGUGGCUGGAGAGUUGAGGAAGAUCAGGGGAGGUGCUGCGGGAGCUGGUGGGAGAUGGGGCAAGAUAUUGAUGUUGGCGCCCAAGGUGAGUCUGUGCCGUGUAUAA
Messenger RNA from Cryptococcus wingfieldii CBS 7118, 465 nucleotides. Its product is annotated as ribosomal protein L14. Bases 1 to 465 code for a protein of 154 amino acids. Gene Ontology annotation, biological process: translation. The record is from RefSeq and is a predicted model, not a curated record. The transcript is spliced from 3 exons. Gene Ontology annotation, cellular component: mitochondrial large ribosomal subunit; ribosome. Lineage: Eukaryota; Fungi; Basidiomycota; Tremellomycetes; Tremellales; Cryptococcaceae. Gene Ontology annotation, molecular function: structural constituent of ribosome; large ribosomal subunit rRNA binding.